CUCGUGCCCGCGCAGGUGUACGGGAGCGCGCAGUGUUGUGCCGGUGUGGAGUUGUGGAGAAUGGAGGUCCGACCAGAGCGAUUUAAAGCUGCGGUGGCGAAGACUCUCGGAAGAAUAAACCGGGUUUUAGAGAAGCGUCAGGAGAAUGGAGAGACCAUCGAGUUGUCUGCAGAAGGUCGUCCGGAGCUUCAGGAGGAGAAAGAUCUUCCUGUGGUGGACUGCACGUGCUUUGGACUUCCACGACGAUACAUCAUCGCCAUUCUGUCAGGCCUCGGCUUCUGCAUCUCAUUUGGAAUCCGUUGUAACCUUGGUGUGGCCAUUGUUAGCAUGGUCAAUAAUCACACUGUCUACAGAGAUGGCAAACCAUACAUUGUGAAAGCUCAGUUCUCGUGGGAUCCGGAGACCGUCGGAAUGAUCCACGGAUCGUUUUUUUGGGGAUACAUCGUUACUCAGAUUCCUGGAGGUUUCAUUUGUCAGAAAUUUGCUGCCAACAGGGUAUUUGGUUUUGCAAUUGUUGCCACAUCUGUGCUGAAUAUGCUCAUUCCCACAGCGGCCCGGAUGCAUUUCGGCUGUGUGAUUAUAGUGAGAAUACUGCAGGGGCUGGUGGAGGGUGUGUCCUACCCUGCAUGCCAUGGGAUCUGGGCGAAAUGGGCUCCACCUUUAGAAAGAAGCCGAUUGGCCACAACAGCGUUUUGUGGUUCAUACGCAGGUGCAGUCAUCGCGAUGCCUUUAGCCGGUGUUCUCGUACAGUAUUCAGGCUGGUCAUCCGUCUUCUAUGUAUAUGGUACUUUUGGGGUGUGCUGGUACUUGUUCUGGGUUCUGGUGUCAUACGAGAGUCCGGCAGCUCACCCCACCAUCACCCCUGAGGAGAGAAAAUAUAUUGAAGAAGCAAUUGGUGAAUCAGCCCAACUCAUGAAUCCACUGACGAAAUUCAACACCCCCUGGCGUCAUUUCUUCACAUCCAUGCCCGUGUACGCCAUCAUCGUGGCGAAUUUCUGCAGGAGCUGGACCUUCUACUUGCUUCUCAUCAGCCAGCCUGCGUAUUUUGAAGAGGUCUUUAAAUUUGAGAUCAGUAAGGUUGGUAUGCUCUCUGCUCUUCCUCAUCUGGUGAUGACUAUCAUCGUGCCGAUUGGAGGACAGCUUGCCGACUACCUGAGGAGUCACAACAUUAUGACCACCACCAAUGUCAGGAAAAUGAUGAACUGUGGCGGCUUUGGUUUAGAAGCCACGUUUCUUCUGGUUGUGGGCUUCUCUCACACUAAAGGUGUCGCCAUCUCAUUUCUGGUCCUGGCUGUGGGGUUUAGUGGCUUUGCUAUCUCAGGGUUUAAUGUGAAUCAUUUGGAUAUCGCUCCACGUUACGCCAGUAUUCUGAUGGGUAUCUCUAACGGAGUGGGCACUCUCUCUGGUAUGGUGUGCCCUCUGAUUGUAGGUGCCAUGACAAAAAAUAAGACCCGUGAGGAGUGGCAGUAUGUGUUUCUCAUUGCUUCACUUGUUCAUUAUGGUGGAGUUAUCUUCUACGGUAUUUUUGCAUCAGGAGAGAAGCAGCCGUGGGCGGAGCCAGAAAACAUGAGCGAGGAGAAAUGUGGAAUAUUGGGAGAAGACGAGCUGGCGGAUGAAACGGAGGAGCUUUAUCGCUCUGGGGGUGGAGGCUACGGAGCAACUAUGCAAUCAGGGGACCCCAAUGGGGCGGGGACAGGAGGGGGCGGAGCUGGAGGAAGCUGGGUCUCAGAUUGGGAUAAAACGGAAGAAUACGUCCAACCAUCCAAAUAGCUUUUUGUAUGGAGGAGAACUGGAUUGGUUUUGAGGGAUUGGAAGAAUAAAUCUGAAGGGAGGGAUUGGGUGGAAAAAUGGACCCAAUAUUCCUCCAUUACAGAAACUGACAGUGGUGAGAGAACGACAAAAAAACAUGCAAUCUUUAUCAAACCUUAUAGUGAAAUCACAGCAAUAGAUUCAGCACAAGAGUAUGUGGAAGUGUGUUUGUGUGUGAAUGUUUGUGUGUGUCACUGUUGACUGGAUGUGUCAUUUUACCAUCGUAUAAAAGUCAAACCACGACUAAUCUUUACAAUCAGUUUAAGUUUAGACACACCUGCUCAUUCGUUAUAAAUCUGGCCCACAUUUGUGAAUAAAAGUUUUGAAAUUACACAUGAAUGUGUAAGAGUUAUGUAAACCAAACAAAUUCAAAUCAAGUAUAAUGUCCUUUUGUCAAAGUUUCCUCCGAAACACUUCUCACAAUCCAUUCACAAGCUUUUACAUUUUUAAGGUUUUAAGGAUCCAGAGAAGCUCAUGGUGUGUCUAAACAUUUGAAUGGUUGUGUCUUUAGUAUCUGGUUGUAAAUCUUAAAUAUCCUAAAUGUGACAUUUACGCGUGAAAAAGAUCAAAUCUUGUUUAAAUGUUUUUGUUUUUACUAUUACAAGUCAAAUAUAUAAUGCAAAAUCGAAUUUAGGGAAUUGAUCUCGUGCCAAUGCUGAGAGGUGUGCGUGUAUUGGUCCAUUUUCAAUGCAACUUAAAUUUAGACAAAUACAAUCAAAUAGAAAUAUAACCUGAGACUGUUUGGAUAAGAUUGAGAUACUCAAUGGUUUCUUUUUAUUGCUUCGUUUUUUAAAAUAUAUUUAUUCUGUAAGCACAUAGUCGUAUUAUCUUCUAUUCAGAAAGCUUUUGUGGAGAAUUUGUGUGUAUUUAAAAAAAACUAAAGAAUGUGGUACAGUAAACUACAGUCAAAUAGUCUGUAUUAUAGGUGUUUUGUAUGGGCUGUAAAUUUUUUCCAUUGUCUUAAUUAUUUCUAAUAAUUCUUUUUUUGGUGUGGUGUGAUAUUCUAGGCAUUUUAUUUCAUCCAUGUUAAAGUGAAAAAUAGAUAUCAAGAUCAAUAAUGGUUGUACAGUAAGCACAUUACUGAAAUCACUUUUUUUGCGGGCCUUUACUGGGAAUGAAUCAAAUAACCACAAAUAAUGUCAAACAAGCUUGAACCCAGAACAUUCCUUUCAUCUCUGUGAUAAAACAUAAUUUCAGCCUUCAUGUCCUUGUCUAUCAAAUGUGACACAAAUGAUGCCAAGUGCUGAACGUUUGCAAGAAAGGCUUCGUUCAGCGAUGGCAUGGUGUUUAGAAUCUGUAUUAAGAUAUGAUUUUGUCCCGAGUACAGAUGUUUGUUUCACUGAACAACAACAGAUCAACAAUGUAUUUGGAUGUGAAAUCACAUAUAUAUAUAUAUAUAGACUGAAGGAGAAUAGACCGAGGAAAAUCAUCAGAUGUUUCUACGCAGUAGUUUUUUGUCAUUGUGACAACAUUAAAGUUUAUCAGACUUUUUAUCCACAACCAAUUAGGUGUUUGGAAGAUUUGCUCUUUUGCUUUUAGUUAUUCCAGCUUGGCACUUUUUGGGGGGGGUUUGUGUACAACAUUUUAAAUAUACGCUCAAAUAUACACACUGCUUUAUAUCAACCAAGUGAAGAUCUGAUUUUGCUCUCAGACAAACAUCUUAUGAAUUAUUAAACCUGUUUUAGGAAGAGAUGUUAUUUAAUCAA
Triplophysa dalaica is the source of this 3515-nucleotide messenger RNA. It is a transcript of the gene slc17a7b, whose product is annotated as solute carrier family 17 member 7b. Gene Ontology annotation, cellular component: excitatory synapse; synaptic vesicle membrane. NCBI's taxonomy places the organism in Eukaryota, Metazoa, Chordata, Actinopteri, Cypriniformes, Nemacheilidae. Gene Ontology annotation, biological process: monoatomic anion transport; transmembrane transport; neurotransmitter loading into synaptic vesicle. Gene Ontology annotation, molecular function: neurotransmitter transmembrane transporter activity; L-glutamate transmembrane transporter activity. The transcript is spliced from 13 exons. The record is from RefSeq and is a predicted model, not a curated record. Bases 61 to 1770 code for a protein of 569 amino acids.